CAAGCGGAAGUUGGCAUUGGAGAAGCGGAAGUGGUCAUCGGACAACGGAGCUGUGUCGUUCAUGGCGGCGACGAGCUCAAAUUAACUAGAGAUUUUCCAUUUAAUUUGUUCUACCUUGUCGGCCUGCUCUUUCUGAAUAUUUCACAGUUUAAGAUGGGAAGGAGCCGCAGUCGAACUCCUCCAAGGCGCGAAAGAAGGCGUUCCCGCUCCAAUUCACGUGAACGCGAUCGAAGGAGAAGGGAGAGAGAUCGAGAUAGAGACCGAGAGAGAAGAAGAAGUCGUUCCAGAUCUCCUCACAGGAGGCGAUCAAGAUCUCCUCGGCGCCAUCGUUCUUCGUCCCUUUCUCCUAUGAGACAAAAAGACAGACGGGAUGAUGAUCGUAAAGAAACAAAGUCAUCCAAGCCUGUUCAAAUAUCAGCUGAGGACAUGCAAGGCAAAACUGAAGAGGAAAUUGAGAUGAUGAAACUGAUGGGAUUUGCAACGUUUAACACCAGCAAGGGGAAGAAAAGCGAAGGAUCGACCAAAGCAUUUGCUAUCAAUGUGUCCAUGAAGCGAAAAUACAGGCAGUACAUGAACAGAAAAGGUGGGUUCAACAGACCGCUGGACUUCAUCGCAUGAAAGUCCCAACAUCUCUGCAGCUUUGCUGAUGAAUCACACCUUUUUUGUCUUUGACGAAGAUGGAUGAGCGUUUGCUUUUUCCUGUUAAUAUGUAACCUUUUCUGUGGGAUUUAAGACCUUUGUAUAUACAUUUGUAAAUCCUGGAUUCAAUUAAGUUAGUGUUUGUGUUAAGUAUUGACACAAAUUAUGUUGCAAAGAUAAGUGGAAUUUGUCCUCUAUUCCUGACAGUUGUUAGUUUUGUUUAAAUAAAGUCAUUUUAAAGA
This is a messenger RNA of Nerophis ophidion (straightnose pipefish), 881 nucleotides long. RefSeq names its product small nuclear ribonucleoprotein 27 (U4/U6.U5) (gene snrnp27). NCBI's taxonomy places the organism in Eukaryota, Metazoa, Chordata, Actinopteri, Syngnathiformes, Syngnathidae. The record is from RefSeq and is a predicted model, not a curated record. The transcript has 6 exons. Bases 154 to 618 code for a protein of 154 amino acids. Gene Ontology annotation, cellular component: precatalytic spliceosome. Gene Ontology annotation, biological process: RNA splicing.